AUGGGAUUCACAUGGAGCUGGAUCAGAAAGACCAAGAUCGAGACAGACGCUCGGAGGUCUCUUGUUGAUGACGAGAGAAAUUGUUAUUAUUUGUCGCGUCGCGGCGUGAACUGGGGCCGCGUGGUCGGACUGUUCGCCUUCGGGGGCGCGCUCUGUGUGGAGUGUGUGGACAAAGACAUGAGCCACCUGGUGCAGCGCAUCGUGGGCUGGAUGACAGUCUACCUGGACGAGCACAUACAGGACUGGAUCGACCAGCAGGGGGGAUGGGAUGUCUUUGCAGACCUGUACGGUGGUGAUGCAGCGGCGAUGUCUCGUCGUUCUGAGGAGAGUUUCAGGCAGUGGCUUUUCGCUGGAGUCACUCUGGUCACAGGGGUCGUGGUGGGGUCACUGCUCGUGCUCGCCCACCGCCGCCUCUGA
This is a messenger RNA of Knipowitschia caucasica, 417 nucleotides long. NCBI's taxonomy places the organism in Eukaryota, Metazoa, Chordata, Actinopteri, Gobiiformes, Gobiidae. The record is from the annotation of a GenBank genome assembly.